Phragmites australis (common reed) is the source of this 1491-nucleotide messenger RNA. Its product is annotated as E3 ubiquitin-protein ligase MBR2-like. Gene Ontology annotation, molecular function: ubiquitin protein ligase activity. Bases 164 to 1231 code for a protein of 355 amino acids. The record is from RefSeq and is a predicted model, not a curated record. The transcript has 5 exons. NCBI's taxonomy places the organism in Eukaryota, Viridiplantae, Streptophyta, Magnoliopsida, Poales, Poaceae.
UUUUUCUGUUUCUCCCCUGUGAUGGCGGUCCAUGGGACGCCGCCUCUCUCUCUCGCGCGAAAUUUAGUUGAGGGCUCGACGUGGUUCGUCUCUCUCCUCAGCGAGGAAGGAGGAGAGAGAGAGAGAGGAAGGCCCGGCGCAACGGAGAUGUUGAAUAUCUGACAUGGAUGAAGCCAUGGGAAGGCGAACAGUCAGUGGCCUUCUUGUCACCAAAGGGGGCUCAAUUCUUGUCUUCAGGGAGGACAGCGCACGCCACAAGGCCACUGCUUGUUGUACCCGCCUUGGGUGCAGCAGUAAGCUUUUCCCUAACAAAGACAGGAAGGUGCACAGUUCAGCCAAGGAAGCAACAACUCCUCAGAGGUCACAAGUUUUCAGGAUGUCUCCUCAAGGAAGAACUGGUUAUGAUGGAAGCACCAGCAGAAAUGCAGCAAGUGCUUGUGGUGAGACUGAAAAUAGACCAAGAAGAAGAGAAAAUGCUGGACGGGAUCUACUGGUUCGUUUGAAAGACAAGGUCAAUGCAUCGAGGAAGUGCUCGUUGAGUAGAGGGAGUAGUCCUAGUCCAUCAUCACUAAACACAUCAAGCACUGGUUCCUCAAGCAGUAACCUAUUGAUUUCAAGAUCGCUGCGAUGGCCAGCUUCGAGGACGAGAAAGGAUGGAGUCAGGAAUGGUGAAUCCCGGAUGCAUAGAAAUAGUAAUGAAAGUUCCAGUGUAGAUGUGGGAAGAAGCAAUUCUGACCAAGAUCCCUCAGCGAGGUUUCUUUCUCGAAGCUUGUUCAGACACAGAAGGAGACUUCAGGGAGGACCAAUAUCUUUGGAGGACAAUUUGGAUGAUUCCAAUGAAUAUUGGCACUUUGAUAUGGAUGAAAAUGAAGAGGUUGAAGAGUACCAUGUCUUCAAUGAUCGGCAUAGGGGAAUGAGAAUGGACAUUGAUGAUAUGUCUUAUGAGGAAUUGCUUGCUCUUGGGGAGAGAAUUGGUACCGUAAGCACUGGCCUUUCAGAUGGUGCACUUUCAGAGUGUCUGAAGAGAAGUCUCUAUGUGCCCACAAUUUCAACCAGCCAUGAAGAUGGUGAUAUCAAAUGCAUCAUAUGUCAGGAGGAGUACUUCUCUGGUGUGGAGGUGGCCAAGAUGGUAUGCAAGCACUACUACCAUAUCACCUGCAUCCAACAGUGGCUUCGGCAAAAGAAUUGGUGCCCAAUCUGCAAAUCCGUCGCUUCUGCCAUCAGCUCAUAGUGUUCUUGACAGAAAAAAAUACAAAACCAUUAUGUUUACAUAGGAGUACUCUGCAUUUUUGUUCUAGAAUAAAUGUAUUCAUUUCAGUACCAGACUGUUCUUUAUCUCGUUCACUUCACACUGAGCCAGAACAAGCUAAAGGAAGCAGGAAAAUAAGUCAUAGCAUAAAAGAUUUUCUCAAUUUUUUUGUUCAAGACUUGAAGUCAACAUUGAACUGAAUCUUUCUAUCAUAUACAGGAACGCGAAGAAUUUCUCAUUAA